This is a messenger RNA of Xenopus laevis (African clawed frog), 6469 nucleotides long. RefSeq names its product kinesin family member 20B S homeolog (gene kif20b.S). Lineage: Eukaryota; Metazoa; Chordata; Amphibia; Anura; Pipidae. The transcript is spliced from 35 exons. Gene Ontology annotation, cellular component: spindle; mitotic spindle; spindle microtubule. Gene Ontology annotation, molecular function: nucleotide binding; ATP binding; microtubule binding. Gene Ontology annotation, biological process: microtubule-based movement; spindle elongation; mitotic spindle assembly. The record is from RefSeq and is a predicted model, not a curated record. The coding region runs from base 207 to 5801 and encodes 1864 amino acids.
CCGAGUGAUACAGCCCCGCCUACCGCCGGCACCGCCUCUUCCCAUCAUGCCCAGCGCUAUUGACAGCGGAUUGGUCAAAUUUGAAUAGCGACGGCGGUAGGAACGGAGGGAGCGUUAGUGUCGCUGUGCCUGCUGCUCGGUGUGUCCUGGCAUGGUCACGGUGUGAAAAAAAAAUCUGACGUUAGGGCCGGUGAUUGUGAGGAGCCAUGAAGCCUGCUGAAGUGAAGUAUCCGCCUCCUAGGCCCUCUUAUCUUGGUGUAGCAAUAACUUAUCCAGAAAGGGAUGAACCACAGCCCAUCGAUGAUCUCAGGACUAAUUUGGCUGACAAAUUUUUAUCACUUGGACGCUCAGAAUCCGAAUCCACUCAGAAAGAUUCUUUGGGGUCCCAGGAUCAUAUGCAAGUUUACCUUCGUGUUCGCCCUUUUACUGCUGGGGAAACUGAACAAAAAGAAGCCCAGGACUGCAUCAGCAUUCCUGAUUCCUCCAGUGUCUUGGUAAAGCCCCCACACAAUUCACAGGCUUGUCGACUGAGCGAAAAAGCCAAUGGAUCUGUGGCUCAGAAAUUCACCUUUACUCAUGUCUUUGGUCCAGAUACAACACAAGCACAGUUUUUUGAUGGCACAAUAAAACAACAUGUGAUUGAUUUUAUAAAGGGUCAAAACCGUCUGAUAUUUACAUAUGGUGUGACUAAUGCAGGCAAGACUUUCACCUUCCAAGGUACAAAAGACAAUGAGGGUAUUUUGCCUCGGUCAAUGGAUAUGCUUUUUAAUUCCAUUCAAGGAAGAGUGUAUAAUAAAAUGGAUGUGAAGCCGCACAGAUGUAAAGAUUACGUACGACUGACCAAAGAGCAGGUUAAAGCGGAAGUUGCUCUUAAGAAUUCUGUACUUCGUCAAAUUAAAGAGGUGGAUUGCAGUAUACGAAGUAACAAUAGCAGGAACUGUCAAGAUACCACAGACUUCAUUAAUGAUGAAGGUUUGACAAACUCCUCAAGUAUUUUAUCUGAUAUGGACGAUCAUUUAAGGCAUUCAGAAGAGUCCAAAUUGGCUUUGGACGGUUCAGCAAAAUUCUCCGUCUGGGUGUCUUUUUGUGAAAUCUACAAUGAAUGUAUUUAUGAUCUCCUAGACCCAAUAUCGGGUGAUAAGUUCUAUAAAAGAAAAACACUGCGACUUGCUCUGGAUCUUAAAGGAUAUUCUUUUGUUAAAGAUCUUCAGUGGAUAGAAGUGUCUGAUUCAACAGAGGCAUGCAAAAUCCUAGCUUUAGGGAAAAAAUUCCAAAGUAUUGCAUAUACAAAACUGAACAGUUCAUCUAGCAGGAGUCACAGCAUCUUUACGGUUCGACUAUUGAAAAUUGAAGAUUCUGAUAUACCCCGAGUGUUAAAAGUCAGCGAAUUGGCACUGUGUGAUUUGGCUGGUUCUGAAAGAUGCACAAAGACUCAAAAUGAAGGAGAGAGACUAAAGGAAAGUGGCAAUAUAAACACAUCGUUGCUUAUUCUGGGCAAAUGUAUCAAUGCAUUGAAGACAAGUCAGCAAUCAAAGGCUCAACAGCACGUUCCAUUUAGGGAAAGCAAGCUUACACACUACCUACAGAGCUUUUUCAGUGGCAAAGGCAAAGUGUGCAUGAUCGUUAACAUCUGUCAGUCUGCCUCUUCUUAUGAUGAGACACUUAACGUUCUGAAAUUCUCUGCUGUUGCUCAGAAGGUUCUUAUCCUGGAGUCUUGUCAGAAUUCAGAGGCUGUGCCUUGUGUUCAGAAAAAAAGCGCUAGAGAGGUUUCAUUUAUAAUCAACAAUGCAGACAGCAAGCAUUGGAACUCAAGAAAGCGGGCAACAGUGCAGUGGGAUUCACGUCUUGAAGAUGUGCCAGAAGAUGGAAAUGAUGAGGAGGAUUCUGAGGAAGAGGAGUGCCUUGACUGUACCUAUCAAGAUGAUGAGGAGGAGGAGGAGGAUGAUGGUGUUCAAGAAGAUGAACUUGUGAUUAAGAAAGAUGCAUACCAGAAACUGCUGGACCUCAUAGAAGAUUUAAAAACCAAGCUGGUGAAUGAGAAAAAAGACAAGCUACUUAUGGAAUUAAAGAUCCGUGAAGAAGUAGCGAAAGAAUUUACUGACCAUUUCAUGCAGCGAGAGAAGGAUUUUAAUGAACGCUUGGAAAAAGAAAAGGAGUUGAUGGAGGAUCGAUGUGAUGAAAGAAUAGAAAUUUUCCAAGAUUUGGUGAGAAAAUGUUCUAAGGAUCCGGAUGAAGGAGAAGAAGCUGAAAAUAGAGACCGUACAACAGACCAGGUGGAACAGACAGACGCACCGAUUGAUGGGCUCUAUAUUUCCAUGCAAAAUGACCUGACGGCAAUAAAGAAGCAGGCAAUGGAUGCCCAGGUUCAAAUUAUUUCAAUUCCUGAUGUUCCAGACAUCAUUUCAAAGAUGGAGCAAAAGCUGAAACAAAUUUCUUGUGACCUUUCAAAAACCCAAGAAGAACUAAAAAAGAAAUCCUCACAACUGGAAUUUCAGAAUGAGAAAUGCAGCAGAGCAACCGUUCAGUUAGAGGAAGCCGACAGAAAACUCUCUUCGCACAAGCAGCAAAUUGAUCAGCUUGUGAGUAUGAUCGAACAAAAGGAAUCUGCCAUUGACAGGUUAAAAGAUCUUGUCUCGCACUGGGAAGCUAAAUGUGAAGAUUAUGAGAAAACUGUGAAUGGCAUCAAAGGAGAGAUGAUCAAGGUGAAUAACAGUGCAGCUGGCAGGAAGCGUCCACCUGAGGACCACCAGGACCCUGUGGAACAGCCCCCUUCAAAGAAAGAAUUUGCUGAAGUUAUUGACACACACAAUCCAACAGCCGUUAAACAAACACAUGUCAAUAACGGUAGCAAGGAGCCAGCCAUUCAUCAAGAAGUGGAAGGUCUGAGAGCAGAAAUGGAAAAUUACAAAACACAAAUCCAUAAUUUUAACCAUGCUGUUUCUUUAUUGGAAGAGAAACUUGCUAGAAGUGAUGAACAGGUCACUGAGAUGAAGUCCAAAAAUCACAGUCUGAUCUCUGAACUGCAGGCAAGCAAAGAUCAUACCAUUAGCCUAGAGGGGACAGUUAAAGUGCUAAUGCAAGAAGUUGAUGAGAAUAAACUAAAUUCUGCCAACAAAGUGGCACAAAUCAGAACUCUCCAAAAUAAACUGGAUGAGAUUGGCAAGAGGGCGAACAAUCAAGGCAAUGCAGAUAUUUCUGAUUUACAUGAUCUAGAUGAGGACUGCAACCAGAGGAAUAUUCAGAAUGAAUCCAAUCCUGCAAAAGUCGGCUCUAACAGGGAAAGUACUUUUUACAGUGCCAUUGAUGGAUUGUGGAAAAAGUGCCAGGAAGUUCUUCAGGAGUCCACCAAAAAAACCCAAUUGAUCCAAGAACUUGAGCAAAAACUGGAGACUUUAAACAAUGAUAUAAAUACAAUUAAGAAUGAAAGGGAAGAUUUGCAGACUAAAUUAAAUGCCCAAAUCAGUAACCUGAAUGAAAAGGAAGACCUUAUUGCCCAUCUCCGUAGCCUGUUGUCGGAAAGGGCUGAUCUGUUAGAGAACCAAAAAAAUCAAGAAGCGGAGUCUGAGAAAGCGAUCCAAGAGCUAAAAACUCAAGUGAAUGGCAAUAAGCAGCAGAUUAAAGAGUUGCAAUGCCUUUUAGAUUCUUAUAAAGAAAAAUGUGAAAGGCUGAAAUGUUUAGAAGAACAGAACAAAGCAAAGGCCUCUGACACUCUUCAACUGGAACAGCACUUAGAAGAGGCACAAGCAAAAUACAAGGCUUAUGAAAAGGAUAUAACAACGUUGCACGAGGAGAAGAAGCAGCUAGAAAAAAAUACCACAGAACUGCAAGAAAAACUUAAUGCUGCUGAAAAGGCAAAUGGAGACAAAGAGGAACAAGUAGGACAGUCAGAAAAAGAAGUAGAAAUGUUAAAAAAAGACCUUUCACAGCGAGCUAGUGAGCUUAAAGUUCUCAAGCUGGAUCUCCAGAGAAAGGAAGAGGACUGCACGGAGUUGAAAGAUAAACUAAUGGAUUCCAAAAAACAAAUACAGCAGGUGGAAAAAGAGGUCUCAGGGAUGCGUGAGGAAAAGCGCCUGCUAACCAACAAAGUUAGUGAAUAUGAAAAAUUAAAGAACCAAAUGUCUCGUGAAUUGGAAAUGAAACAACGCACAAUUCAACAACUGAAAAAGGAGCCUGCUGAUAAUGAGAAAAAUGGUGAUGUAAUGAGCUUGUAUCAGAAAGCAUGUCAAGAGGCUCAAGAAAAAGAGAAGAUAAUUGAAGACAUGAGAGCAACACUUAUUGAGCAAGAACAGACUCAAGUAGAACAAGAUCAAGUACUUGAAGCCAAAGAAAAAGAAUCAGAAAAAUUAUCUCAAGAUCUUGAGGAAUGGAAACGUAAAUGUAAGGAACUUGAGAAUAAUCUCUGCAAAGGACAAGUCAUAGCUGAUGAAAUGAAUAAUGCAGAAAGAAACAAGGGUCAUUUAUCCAAGUUAAAGGAUCAGUUAAAGGAAUUCGAAGAAAAGUAUAACACUGAGAGAAAGAAAUGGCUAGAGGAAAAAAUGAAUCUUCUUGCUCAGGCUAAAGAAUCUGAGACCCACAGGAAUAAAGAGAUGAGAAAAUUUGCUGAGGAUCGAGAACGCUAUGCCAAACACCAAGCAGAGAUGGAACACUUAGUGGAGCAAUUGGCAGAAAAAGAUAAUACCUUACAGAAGUGGAGGGAAGAACGAGAUCAACUUCUUUCGGCACUGGAAAUUCAACUCAAGAAUCUGCUUUCCAGCAACAUGGAAAAAGAUAAAGAAAUUGAAAACCUAAAAAACAGUAGUACCUCAAGAACGCAGGAGGAAGCAUCAGAUGUGGCAGAACUAAAGCGACUACUUGCUUUACGAGAAGAUGCCAUUAAGGAAUUACAGCAGAAUCUUGCUAAUUUAGAGCGCUCCAAGACUUUGCCAGCUAAUGAAACUGUAACAAACCAGGGAACAGAAGAACAGAAGGAGAGUAUUGAUAAACCCGAGCAGGUUAACCAACAGCUGAACAAUACAAAAAUCUCUGUGGACAGUACCUCCUCUGCAGAUGACUGUCAGUCACAAGGCGGAUCAGACACUGUGUUAGAUUCUUCUGCAAUAUCUACAGAAUUUGGCAGGGUCAGCAGAUUCCCAAGGCCAGAGAUGGAAAUUAAUUUCAGCCCAAUGCGACCCAACAAAAUGGAAGUGAAACACCGUGGAGAAAAUUCACCAAGAACAGUAAAAAUCUCUCGGACAGCACGGAAAAGGAAGAGUGAAGAGACGGAACAGAAUAUAAUGCGCUCAAGCUGCUGGAAAAUUAAAUGUAAAGACAGAGCGGAAUCUGGGGGCAUUUGUCAGGAAGCUGUAAAAAGUGAAAAUAAAAAAAACACCACAGCAAGGACAGGUGUAAAGACUCCAUCCUCCCAGUCUAGCAUUGCCACUGAUAAGAGUGAAACUAAGAAAAUCCAGAGAAGCACCGUGAGAAAGCAGCCAUCCGUUUCGAGUACAGCGAGUACAAUUUCUUCCAGGAAAAAAGAUGGAACCCUGCAAAAACUUGGCGACUUUUUGCAAAGCUCACCUUCAAUUUUCCAAACCAAAGCAAAGAAAUUUCUUGAGACAAUUGCUGCCCCGAAAGCUCUGGAUGUCGGCAUCAGUAGAACAGAGACUGAGAACAAGCCAAAGAAAAGCAGGAGAAAGUUAUACACUACUGACAUUUCUGUGCCGCUGGACAUCCCUGCCAAUUCUAUUGUUCUGGAUACAAAAGAGAAGGAGAGUGAUCAUCUUAUAAUGAAAAGGCGCCUAAGAACCAGGACCGCUAAAUAAAUACUGUUAUUAUUCCUUCGUUUUUAUACCAUGUACAUAAUUUGUAAUAUUGCUGCUGAUUUUAUAUUCCUGUUAAAGCUGCCUGAGAACAUUUUAUAAUUAUCCUUAUCACUGUAAUUUAAAUUGAGUUUAUUCAUCGUCCAAAAUGGCCCUUUCCACCUGCAUAAUGUCCUUUUCAAUGUAAUGUGCAGAAGAAAUCUACGGAAAAACUGCAAUGAUAUGGCCUACUUUCCUCUUAUUUAAGUAGAUGGGACACCAAUUCUGGUAGUGAAUACCAUGGUGUUCCCUGAAAGAGAGAGUGUGGUUAUGUCCUUUCUGCAGGUAGUUUAUAGUUGGCAUGAUAAAAUGAGCCCUGGAUUCUUAUAUAGCUAGUGUCAGAUAGGAGGCACAGUAUACCCCACAAAACAAAUCAGCAGCCCACAGAGAAGCCCUCUGUAUAAACAAACCCCACCCGUCCCCCCUGCUUUAGUUAGGCCUUUAGAUUAACAGAAGCUCAUUAGUGAGCUGCUUGGUUAUUAAGUUCAACUUCAGAUUUUGCCCUGUUUUGUGGGAAAAAAAAAUAAGGCUUACCAUAAAUCUUUUUUUAAUGGAACAAUUGCAAAAAGUAUAUUCAACAAAAGCCCAUCAUUCAUUUUACUACAGUUUGAGGGGGUAUACUGCUUCUUUAA